AAACGGGCAAGUUGGCAACGAAGCCCUAGUGCGCUUCGCCUAUUCACUAUAAAACAUAAACUCCUUUCUUUACCAUAGUAUUGGCUAGGGUUUUCGCGGCCGCAAGUUCCCGCAGCAGCCAUGGUGAAUGUUCCAAAAACCAAGAAGACCUAUUGCAAGAACAAGGCUUGUAAGAAGCACACCUUGCACAAGGUCACUCAAUACAAAAAGGGAAAGGAUAGUCUAUCAGUUCAAGGAAAGCGUCGUUAUGAUAGGAAGCAAUCUGGCUAUGGUGGACAGACUAAGCCUGUUUUCCACAAGAAGGCAAAAACCACCAAGAAGAUUGUUUUAAAACUGCAAUGCCAAAGCUGCAAGCAUUUUUCUCAGCACCCGAUCAAGCGGUGCAAGCAUUUUGAAAUUGGUGGUGACAAGAAGGGCAAGGGAACCUCUCUGUUUUAGAUGCAUUGCUCUACAUUUUCUUUGAACUUUUGGUACUUAAUGUAUUUCAUUUGCUUUUCUGAAAAUUUCAAGUAAUCUAAGUUUGUGCUUACUUUGUCUACUUGGAUCUGUGAUGUGUUUCAGUAUUUGGUAAGAUGAAUGUUUGAAGAUUUGUGCUGUGAAUUGUUAUUGAUGUUAUUUAGGUAGCAUUACAAUAAUUCUUUAUGUUAUGUACUUUUGUUUUCUA
Molecule: messenger RNA, 664 nt
Organism: Dendrobium catenatum
Lineage: Eukaryota; Viridiplantae; Streptophyta; Magnoliopsida; Asparagales; Orchidaceae
Product: 60S ribosomal protein L36a
Exons: 4
Coding region: 121-438 (105 amino acids)
Biological process (GO): translation
Cellular component (GO): cytosolic large ribosomal subunit; ribosome
Molecular function (GO): structural constituent of ribosome
Source: RefSeq, a predicted model, not a curated record